This is a messenger RNA of Lycium barbarum (goji berry), 1212 nucleotides long. RefSeq lists its product as uncharacterized. The transcript has 3 exons. The record is from RefSeq and is a predicted model, not a curated record. NCBI's taxonomy places the organism in Eukaryota, Viridiplantae, Streptophyta, Magnoliopsida, Solanales, Solanaceae. The coding region runs from base 277 to 912 and encodes 211 amino acids.
AACAAACAAACAAACAUAACGUAACAUAACAUUUUACAAGCUGUUAUAAGAAAAAAAGCUAUACAUUAACAUUAGCUUCCAUUUACAAUUUCUUUCAAUUUCAACCCUUCACGCCUCCUCCACCUCCAUUAACCUAUCUCCGCCGUCCGAUUCUCACCGUCCGAUUCUCGCCGUCCGAUCAUCAGAACGGACCGAAACGAGAGCGGUUAAGUUAUAGAGAAAAAAGAAAAGAAACGUAGAGUGAGGUUGAAACGGUGUCGGUUUGUUAGGGUUUAGAUGGCGAAGAAACGGAAGUCGUUAGCAUCGAGUCUAGAUGAGGUGGAUCGAACCAUGUAUUCGACGUUUUGUAGCGCAGCGAAUUCGCUAUCACAGCUUUAUAGUCAAGCGUUGAAUCAACAGAAACUUUCAUUCCAGGCUGGUGAACGCCAUGGCUUGGAGAAAAUGUAUCAAUGGAUCUUGAGGCAACAAGAGGGAGGAUCCAGAGUAACACCUGCUGACAUGAUGAACUACCUGCAGUCGGAACUGGACUAUAGUGGAGAGGACCAUUCAAUGUCGCCUAGACCACCGCAGAACCAGCAUUCUCAACCAAUGCAUUUUGCAAAUUCAGGCUUCCCAGUCUCUUCAGGCUCAAUUGGUAUAGCAGCUCCAGGACAUGGCUUACGAGCGGAUCAUGAUCCGCAAUCGAAGAAUUAUGUUUUCUCAAAUGCUCUUUCAAGCCCUGUUCGGCAGAGCCUACAGAAUUAUCAAGUUGCUCAAGGAGGCUACUUUGUAAACAACGUUCAGCCUUCAAAUGGGGCAAGAAACAACGAAACGAACCUGCACCACCAAAAUAGGGAGUCCAAUAGCUGUAACUCAGCUGAUGCGUCCAUGGAUAUGCAUUCUGAUAGCCCAGGUUGUGAUUUUACUUACUGAAGUAGUCUGUAAAUAGGAUGUUUCGGCAGCUGCUUCUUGUCAUGCCAUGGUAUUCAGCCGUUGUCAAGGAGCAAAUGCAUUGUUAAAUUGGCUGUUUCAUUCAGAGAUUGAAAGGUGCGUCGUAAAUCGUCAUUAUGUAGACAUGCACAUGUGCUCUUAGGUAAAAUGCAAUGUGGUGGGCACAUUGCCAAAUACACUGUUGUUUCUGUUGAACUAGUUAGUUCUUUUCGGUCUCUGAUAUAUGUGGAGUGUUUCUUCAGUAGGUAUAAAUAUAUAUAUAUAUAUAUAUGAUUGCGCUCA